This is a messenger RNA of Cryptotermes secundus, 1696 nucleotides long. Its product is annotated as sialin. Bases 105 to 1610 code for a protein of 501 amino acids. The record is from RefSeq and is a predicted model, not a curated record. Gene Ontology annotation, biological process: monoatomic anion transport; transmembrane transport. NCBI's taxonomy places the organism in Eukaryota, Metazoa, Arthropoda, Insecta, Blattodea, Kalotermitidae. Gene Ontology annotation, cellular component: plasma membrane. Gene Ontology annotation, molecular function: transmembrane transporter activity. The transcript is spliced from 11 exons.
UAGUGGGGCUGUUGUCUUGCGGUCCGGACGUGAAGUGAGACAUCGGAUCUGUUAUUCUUCCCCUCCCGUGCUUCCGGGCGGAAUCUGAGAAAACGUGAACAAAUAUGGCUACAUCAAGUGACAGAAGAUUCCCCAGGAACCUAACAGACCGACUGAGCUGCCGACAAGUGCUCAACAUCAUGGUCAUCCUCGGCUUCAUGUUCAACUACAUGCUGCGAGUGAACCUCACGAUCGCCAUAGUCGCCAUGGUGAUUCCGAGCAACAAGACCGAUAUCUCGCACACCAGCGCCACCGCGACGGAGUGCUCGGACCCCGGCAACGCCACCCUGCUCUCCGACAAGCCCACACAACUGCCCGAGAGUUUCGACGGUCUGCGCUUCCAGUGGGAUGAGUAUGAGCAGAACAUUAUCCUGGGAUGCUUCUUCUGGGGCUACGUGAUGACUGAGCUGCCUGGUGGCCGUCUGGCAGAGAUCAUCGGCGGACACCGCGUCUUCGGCUACUCCAUGCUGAGCGCCUCGGUGCUGACUCUGCUGACGCCUGUAGCGGCGCGACUCGACUACACGGCCGUCGUCGUGCUGAGGGUGCUGCUCGGACUAAUGCUGGGCGCGACGUGGCCUGCAAUUCACCCGAUGACUGCGCGCUGGAUUCCACCCACGGAACGCAGCAAGUUCAUGUCCAAUAUGAUGGCGUCGUCCCUGGGGGCAGCCAUCACCAUGCCGGUCUGUGGGUUCCUGAUCGCGUCCCUAGGAUGGGAGUCUGUGUUCUAUGUCACGGGAGUGGUGGGGCUGGUCUGGAGCAUCGCCUGGUUCUUCCUUGUGUUCGACUCCCCGGCACAGCACCCUCGAAUCUCCGAGGAAGAGCGGCGCUACAUAGAGAGCUCUAUCGGAGGCGCCACCAGUCACGGAAAGGUGCACCGCGUGCCGUGGCUCCGCAUCCUGACGUCCCCCUGCGUCUGGGCCAUCAUCAUCACUCACGGCGCCAGUGUCUUCGGUUACUUCACGGUUGUGAACCAGCUGCCCACGUACAUGAAGCACAUCCUGCACUUCAACAUCAAGGCGAACGGCCUGCUGUCAAGCCUGCCCUACCUGGGCAAGUAUGUGUUCGCUGUGCUGACGAGUGCCCUGGCCGACCACCUGCUGCGCACCGAGCGCCUGUCCCGCACGGCAACCCGCAAGAUAUUCACUGCCUUCGCCCUGGGGGUGCCGUCCGUGACGAUGAUAGGCCAGAUGUUCCUGGGCUGCGACCGCGCCGCGUCUGUCACGUUCUUCACAGUGGCGCUCACUGUAAACGGCGCCGUGUGCGGCGGUUACCUUGGCAAUGGCCUGGACAUCGCCCCGAACUUCUCAGGCACAAUAUUCGGCAUGGCCAACACCCUGUCCUCUCUCGGGGGUUUCCUCUCAUCACUCAUGGUCGGAAUGCUCACCCAGGACAACCAAACUUACGCGCAGUGGCGCAAGGUGUUCGGCAUCAUAGCGGGGACGUACGCGGGAGGAGCCGUCGUGUACACUGCGUUCGGCACGGGGAGGCUGCAGUCUUGGAACGCCGUGCACACAGACGACAAAGACGGGACGGAGCCAGAGAAGUUCCCUCUACGAAGCGACAAGGCGUGAGGACUGCCGAAAAGGGGAGACAUUUUCGUAUUUUGCGAAGUUACAGAUACGGAGACAGUUUGCCGUUCCAGGGUUCCAAAAGAACA